UUCCCUUUCCCUUUCCCUUGGGGGGGUUUUGUUUUGUUUUUGGGCCUUUGACCUCUCCCCCUUCAAUUCUCUCCGUCUCCUCUCUACACUCCUCGUUCCCUCGCUCUACUCUACUGGCCGUUAGAAAAGAAAAAAAAAAAAAAAAAGGAAGAAAAGAAGGAAGGGAAAAACACACAAUCACAUUCACACUCACAAAUACACGCAGGAAUCCUGACCAAAAACAUUCUCUUAAAUUCCAGAGUUAGAUGUAGCGAAUUUAUGUGAAUGUAAGCAGUUACAGAUAGUAGUAUGAGCAGCGCUAGACUGGGCGGCAUUUUGCACUACCACCACCGGUUAUGAAUCCCACUGCUGCUGACCCAGCACCUCCGCCUCCUCCCCCGCCGCAGCCUCCGCGUUCCUCCUUCAGCUGUGACCGCCACCCUCAGGAACAAUUUACCGGUUUCUGCCCCUCCUGCCUCUGCGAGCGCCUCACCACUCUCGACCAAUCCUCUUCCAAUCCUUCUUCCUCUUCUCGCCGCCCUUCCACCUCCUCUUCCUCCGCUGCCGCCGCCCUUAAAUCCCUCUUCUCCUCCUCUUCCUCCAAGCCCUCCACCUCCUUUACCACCACCACUACUAACCCCCCGCCACAGCCCCCUCCUAAACCCUCCAAACCAGCCUCAUUUUUCCCGGAGCUCCGCCGCACCAAGUCCUUCUCCGCCUCCAAGCACGAGGGCCUAGGCUUGAACUUCUCCGGCGCUUUCGAGCCUCAACGCAAGUCCUGCGAUGUUCGUGUCCGCAACACGCUUUGGACCCUUUUCACUCUCGACGACGAGUCUAAAGUCACCACCUCCGCCAAACCCUCUACCUCUUCCUCUUCUUUAAAUCCUCAACAUUCCAUCCUCACCAAAGAUACCCAUGAUGAUUUUGUGAACAAGCCCGUUUUUGAGUCCAAAGAAGAAGGAGAAGGAGAAGAGGAGCCUCAAAACGAAGAAAGUGAAUGCAGUUACGAUAGCAGCAGCAGCAGCAACAACAACAACAACAACAAUAACAACAACAUCGGGUCUGAUGAAAUCACCCCUGUAGCUGCAAUUCAGGAAGCUCCUGUUGUGGAAGAAAGAGGAGACAUCAAUUUGGAGAUCGUGGAAGAAGAAGACGAAGAGGUGGUGGAUUUUAGUACCAUAAAGCCCAUGAAAGAUCAUAUAGAUCUCGAUUCUCAGGCGAAGAAGCCUUCUGGAGGAGGCGGAGUGAGAGAAAUUGCGGGGAGUUUCUGGUCAGCUGCCUCAGUUUUCAGUAAGAAAUGGCAUAACUGGAGGCGCAAGCAGAAGAUGAAGAAGCGAAGCAACGGCGAGUUAUCGGCUACAUUGCCUGUGGAGAAGCCCAUUUCCAGGCAGUACAGAGAGACUCAGUCCGAGAUUGCGGAUUAUGGGUUUGGGCGGCGUUCUUGUGAUACUGAUCCUCGGUUCUCUCUUGACGCCGGGAGGAUUAGCUUUGAUGAUCCCAGGUACUCGUUCGACGAGCCUCGGGCUUCUUGGGACGGGUACUUGAUUGGGAGGAGUUUUCCGAGGAUGCCACCCAUGCUGUCCGUCGUGGAAGAUGCCCCAGCUGUUCACGUUUCGAGGUCUGAUUCUCAGAUUCCGGUGGAGGAGCCCAAUGUCCUUGGGAUGAAUUGCCCCGUUAAUGACGAUGAGGCUGUGCCGGGAGGGUCUGCUCAGACUAGGGAGUAUUAUUCGGAUUCUUCUUCCAGGAGGAGGAAGAGCCUGGAUAGGUCUAGUUCUAUUAGGAAGACUGCGGCUGAUGUGGUGGCGGAGAUCGAUGAGAUGAAGGGGGCUUCUAAUGCUAGGGUAUUGCCUGCUAAUCUGGACUAUAUGAAUGGGACAAAGGUUAUAGUUGCCGAAAGGGAUUCCAAGGAUGCAAACUCAAGUUCUUUGAGGGAUGACUACUCUGAGACUUUUGAAUUACGUAGUCUGAGAGAUAAUGCUUCGGUGGUUGGGAAUGGAGAAGGAAAGGGGCCAAAGAAAUCAAGGAGAUGGAGUUGGAAAAUAUGGGGUUUUAUACACCGGAGAAAUGGUGGAAACAAGGAUGAGGAUGAUGACAGGGAUAGUAAAGCAAAUGGGGUGGAAAGGUCAUAUUCAGAGUCUUGGCAGGAGUUAAGGCGGGAGGGUAAUGGUGAAGUGAAAGAUGGGAUCAAUAGAAAGGUGUUUCGGAGUAACAGUAGUGUGAGCUGGAGGAAUUCAAGUUAUAUUGGGGGAUCAUUUGGAAGUGUGAGGAGAUUGGGGAUGGAGAUGAAUGGAAAUGGCAAGAAGAGGAGAGACGACUUCAUCUUGGAGAGGAAUAGGAGUGCCAGAUAUUCGCCGAACAAUGUGGAUCAUGGCCUCCUGCGCUUUUACUUGACGCCCCUGAGAAGCAGCAGCCGCAGAGGUGCUCCGGCAAAGAACAGGCAAAAUGGCUCUCAUACAAUUGCAAGAAGUGUACUUCGGCUAUACUGAGACUAAGGAAGGCUGGUUUAACCUUGUCCUGCGUUUAAGGGAAGUCGGUGCAUUCUUCUUGAUAGCAACAUGAAGUUGGGCAUGCUUAAAGGCUGAAGAUCGUCACUCCAGUCUUCCCUGGUAAGAGGGUGUCAAGGUGAAGGUGUGGUGAAUGGCUAGUGCUAAAGCUGCAUUUAUGCUUUAGAAACAGAGCAUAUGAGGAACUCGGGAGGCAAAGCUGGUUGAAAAGAGACUACUACUUGGUUGAAUCAGGCAUGUAGGCGGAUCAGAGGGAGAGGAGGUCCACAAGGCAUCUCUUCUUCGCUUGAUUUCUGUUAUCCUUUGACAUGUUUGUCUAAUUAUUUUUGGGGUAUAUGCGUUUUAGUUGCAAUUACAAGUUGAUGAGGGGAUAUAUUGGAGGAUUUGUUGAAAAAUGUGAUAUACAAGUAUUUUAGCGCUGAUUCCUCUUUCUUUUUUA
Molecule: messenger RNA, 2922 nt
Organism: Coffea arabica (coffee)
Lineage: Eukaryota; Viridiplantae; Streptophyta; Magnoliopsida; Gentianales; Rubiaceae
Product: protein OCTOPUS
Cellular component (GO): plasma membrane
Source: RefSeq, a predicted model, not a curated record